UCUGCUAUCGCCUCUGAAUAGUAAGUAUUAUUUUAGGAAUGCUUGUCCAAGCUAUGGAGUCAGAUCAGAUUUGUUAUUAAAAUAAAUGAUUAUAAAGACUUGUGUGUGUGUUAUUUUUUCAUGAGAGCUUUUUUGCAGCUUUUCCUGGUUUGUUUAAAGAGUCAGUUGUUGUACCUGUUAUACUCGGAGAGCCAGUGGAGUGAGAAAGGCGUCUGGCAAACAUGGGCAACUUAUUCGCAAACCUUUUUAAAGUCUUCGGUAAGAAAGAGAUGAGAAUUCUUAUGGUGGGUCUUGAUGCUGCUGGAAAGACGACGAUUCUGUAUAAGCUGAAGCUGGGGGAGAUUGUUACCACCAUCCCAACAAUCGGUUUUAAUGUUGAAACUGUGGAGUACAAGAAUAUAAGUUUCACAGUUUGGGACGUCGGUGGUCAAGAUAAGAUUCGACCUUUGUGGCGCCAUUAUUUCCAGAACACACAAGGUCUGAUCUUUGUGGUUGACAGCAAUGACAGAGAGCGUGUGAAUGAGGCGCGAGAGGAGGUGAUGAGGAUGUUGGCUGAGGAUGAGCUCAGGGAAGCAGUCUUGCUCGUGUUUGCCAACAAACAGGACCUACCGAACGCCAUGAACGCUGCAGAAAUCACGGACAAGCUGGGGCUGCAUUCGCUCCGGCACAGGAACUGGUACAUUCAGGCCACAUGCGCCACAAGCGGCGACGGCCUCUAUGAAGGACUCGACUGGUUGUCCAAUCAACUGAAAAACCAGAAAUAACAACCUUAGUUCGAUAUUCUCAACACUUGCUUUACUCUUUUGUUUUUAAAGAAACGGUGCUGGAAGCUGCACUCAUUUCAAACCCCAUUAACACGGAAGAAUAGGGCCCUACAGUCACAGUGUUGCUCUCUCAUUUAAUGUAAAUCUUUUUUUGUUGUGAGGCAGCUUUUUGAGCACCAUUAUGCAAGCCUUUCGUCUUUUUUUCCCGUUCUUACUGCCCGAGUCAUUGGAAAGAGUUUUAAGAACGUCACUUCAGGUCUCAUUUGAAUCUUGCGCAUGUAUUAUUUUAUUGUGCUUCUAAUAAGACUCUUUCUUAGACGUACUGUAAACGAAGCUGUUAUGUUUGUCUUGAACGGAGUACGGGAAA
This is a messenger RNA of Sinocyclocheilus anshuiensis, 1131 nucleotides long. It is a transcript of the gene arf1, whose product is annotated as ADP-ribosylation factor 1. The transcript is spliced from 5 exons. Gene Ontology annotation, molecular function: GTPase activity; GTP binding. The coding region runs from base 222 to 764 and encodes 180 amino acids. The record is from RefSeq and is a predicted model, not a curated record. Lineage: Eukaryota; Metazoa; Chordata; Actinopteri; Cypriniformes; Cyprinidae.